CAUAUCCACGGAGGGAAAUUUACAUCCAUGCGCGCGCACCAAGUUAUACCGUCCCUCAUUCCCUUUGUUUCACAGUCUAGUCUACCUUUCCUCGCGGUCGACUACCGGCGGGCUCUUGAAUUUCCCUUCCAAACACCACUAGAGAAUUGCUGGACAGCUCUCUUAUUUCUUCAAUUACAAAUAAAGAGGUUAGGUAUCGAUGUCAACAAAAUUGCAGUUUGGCGGAAAAGCGCGGGUGGAGCUUUGGCUGCCUCAAUAAGUUUGGUUGCCCGUGACCGAGAUUUUUUGCCACCGUUAACGAAGCAGAUUUUGAUAUACCCUAUGUUAGAUGACAGA
Bipolaris maydis ATCC 48331 is the source of this 336-nucleotide messenger RNA. The record is from RefSeq and is a predicted model, not a curated record. Lineage: Eukaryota; Fungi; Ascomycota; Dothideomycetes; Pleosporales; Pleosporaceae.